This is a messenger RNA of Jaminaea rosea, 805 nucleotides long. RefSeq names its product adaptin ear-binding coat-associated protein 1 NECAP-1. The transcript is spliced from 3 exons. The coding region runs from base 1 to 726 and encodes 241 amino acids. Lineage: Eukaryota; Fungi; Basidiomycota; Exobasidiomycetes; Microstromatales. Gene Ontology annotation, cellular component: membrane; clathrin vesicle coat. Gene Ontology annotation, biological process: endocytosis. The record is from RefSeq and is a predicted model, not a curated record.
AUGGACGAUCUCUUCUCAUCCUCGACCACAUCAUCAGACCCGCAAGUCAUCUAUUCCUCCACCCUCUUUCAAUCCCGCCUCGUCUACGUGUAUCGCCUCCCUCCGCGCUCCUCGACCACCUCGGGGUACAAAGCAAAUGACUGGGCGGACCCCAAGACGGGGGACUUGGCUAGUACAGCGAUAUGGAAGGGGAGACUGAGAGUCGUAGAGAUGGAAAGAAAAGGGAUCUGUGAGAUCAGGUUGGAGGACGGGGAGACGGGAGAGCUCUUCGCGCUUUGCCCCUACACUCCUACCACCUCUCACGAAGCAGUCGAACCAGUAACGGACUCUUCGCGCUACUUUGUUCUGCGCGUCGAGUCACCCAACCCGAACGGUGGACCGCCAAGGCGAGCAUACAUAGGCAUGGGCUUCGAGGAUCGUGAUAUGAGUUUCGAUUUCAAUGUCGCUCUCAGCUCCUGGGUCAAGAGACAGAAGAAUGCCGCAGCUGGUGGAGGUGGUCGAGGAGAGGCGGGAGAAGCGGGGGCAGACGAAGGGCCUAGCCCUCAUUUGCCAAAGGAAGGGGCAAAGGACUUGAGCUUGAAGCAGGGCCAGACUUUUGCUGUCAAGAUUCCGGGAGCAGGAGGGAGGAAGAUUAGGGAGGGUGGAGCGUCACUGCUGGGGGGAGGAGGUGGUGGUGGUGGUGGAGGGGGCCCGCUCUUGCCGCCGCCGCCUAGCCGAAAGAGAUGAGCGAGCAGGAAAGGGUAGACGUGCGGAAUGGAAUGUGAUGAGAAAACGUUUAGAUUCAGGACUGUCUAUUGUACAAUGC